Molecule: messenger RNA, 6145 nt
Organism: Vespa mandarinia (Asian giant hornet)
Lineage: Eukaryota; Metazoa; Arthropoda; Insecta; Hymenoptera; Vespidae
Product: ankyrin repeat and BTB/POZ domain-containing protein 2
Molecular function (GO): protein heterodimerization activity
Source: RefSeq, a predicted model, not a curated record
GUGUGUAUACUCUAGCUCUAACUAAAAAGGGAUAUACAAGUAUCAAGAAGAUAGAGAUUAUCGUGAAACAAGGCACGAACUCUGAAAGGAGGAUCGAAGUCACGUUUCACGUGACUCUUUUUCCGUUCUCUACGGAGUCAUUUUUUUUUCUUUUUUAUAUCUGUUUUUUUCUUCUUUUUCCUUUUUAUAUUUUUUCCUCCCAUUUCUUUUUCUUCUUUUCCUUUUCCUUUUCAUUCUUUUGGAGAAGUCUUCUCGGAGGAUCGAGGGAAAGAGGAAAUAAAAUCGAACGAAGGCAACGUGAAACUGGAGAAAGAGAAAACGCCAACAAGAUAGAGAGAAAGAGAAAGAGAGGGAGAGGGAGAGGGAAAGAGAGAGAAAGAGAAAUAGAUAGAAAUAUAGAAUAGACCACAGAGGAGACACGCGAUCACCUUGCCCCAUGGAAAUCGAGUCGAUGACAAGGCAUUUAUAAGUAAUAUUCAGACUUUAUCGAUAAUGAACAGAUUUAUCGAGUUGGCUUUUAAUUCUUCAAGUGAAUAAUCAUUGAAGAAAAUAUUACUUUUUCUUGUCGAAGAAAAAAGAAAAAUAUUCCCACGAUUAACGUAAAACGUUUCCUUUAACAUACGGGUUCCAACUCGUGGCAUGCAUGAAGGAAGAAAGGAAGAAAGAGAAGUAUCAGUGACGUGAAAGAAAUAAAUAAAGAAAGAAAGAAAGAAAGAGAAAGAGAGGGACAAGCUGUGGUCUCUCCGAAGGAAGUGCACGCGUUUCACCUGCUGAUGCACAGGAAGCCUGCACGUCGAGUCUGCUCAGUCAUCUGUUUACAUCGAAACCGAACCGAUGACUCGGAUAACGCGAGCUUGCUCUUCGAACGAUCCUAUCGAGAGAAGAUGCUUUCCCCCUUUUCGUUCGUGGUUCUAACGAGCACGGAUCUCACUGAGGUUUUGUAGAAAAUAGGAAAGAAAGAAAAAACAAAACAAAAAAAAAUAGGAGCUCGUUAGCGCUCUUUCGUUUUGUUUUAAGACCUUCCAGUGGGUGACGUGCAAAAGGUUCAGAUAGUAACGUGAGAUAAGUGAUUUCAUUCAUCGAUCCCCAACACAUGAUAAUGAUAACAAAGGAUAAAUCAAAGUAAAGAAGGAAUGAGUUUUCGUCGUUGUGAUCGUUCAUGAGAAAAACAUGGAUAUUUAGGAAAGUUCGUAGUUAAUAAAAAAAAAAAGAAAAAAGAAAAAAGAAAAAAACAGAAGAGAAGGAGAAGGAGGAAAUAAGUUUUAAUCGCCUUGACAAUUUGAAAAGAAAGUAUACGAGAAAAAGGAAGAUGAAGAACAAAUGACAUGCGACCAUCAUCAUCCUUGUCUUCCUCAUCAUCCUCCUCAUAUUCAAGACGAGGAUCCUGUUCCAACAAGGACUGUACAUGUCUACUCUGUCGUGAACUGAAGGACUACGAGAUGAGCACUACGGUGGAAGUUCAACAGCCUAUGGUAGACGGUGCCAACUUUAUUCUACGUCGUCCAGUGACGUUCAUUAGCCGUGAACCAACACGAGAAUGGCAAGAAACUAGUGAAUAUGAAAAAACAUCGACCUUGGAGGAUCCUACUCGAAGGAGAUUCGACAAAACUGAAAUCGUCAUUGGAGUUGGCUCGAAAUCAAUGAGGACUAUUGAUGUUCCUCAUAAAACAGUGAUUUAUUUUGGUGACACCAGUCAAAGGGAAAAAGAGAAAAAGGAUUCUACAGAAUCUCAUCAGGAUGAGAUUCCUUUGAGAAAUAUCGAAAGAGAUGAAAACUCAACGUUAGAUAACGUUAAGAAAAGUCAUGAGAUCGUUGUAAACUUCACUCCUAGUAGAGAAGACGUAUUGAGGAUCGAGGAGGACGAAAGCCAGAUCGAGGAUUAUUGGUCCUUGCCCGGGGACACCACUGGGUUCAAGGCUGACUGGAGUUUCGUUCAGCAAUGGCGCCUUAGGGGUCCUGGUGGUGGUAGUGGACGUGAAGUAUACUGUCCCCCAUAUACAAAGGACUUUACAGAAAAUCAGUCGAAAAGUGGCGUCCACAAUAUGGUUCACAUGGUCGCGGAGAGGGAUACGGAUAGCGUUGCGCCUACUCCGACCCCUCAACAUCCUCAUCCCUCGCAGCAUCACCAUCUCAGCUUGCACGAGCUCCGAGUACUUCAGAGGCGACCAGAAUGCGCUGGUAAUAGCUCCUCCGACGAGAAUCGAUCGUCCGGGCACGCAAGCAUGUCGGAUACCGGUGGUCAUACAAGCAGCAGUUCUCCGCCUCAUCGUCAUCACAGGUCGCAUAGUCCUCAGCAACUGAACUCUGUACCAGAAGAUGAUCGACUAUCAGCUUCGGUUACCCAAAGAAAUGGUAGAAGCAGAUCAGGACAGAAUCGUAACAGACAUCGAGCUACUCCUGCUAAGCUACAGGUACCAUGGUCGGGUUCUGGUCUGGAGGACAUAAAAUUAGCGAUUCAGCAACUAACCAUGCGUUCCCACAAGUCUUCCUCGACGUAUUCGUCGUUGAGUGGUUCGGAGAGUUCAGAGCCAGCGGUUAGAAGACUGAUGAGACAUAGUAGUUUAGAAACGAUCAACACUAACGUCACCAGUGCUGACGAAUUCGUUUGGGUUGACUCUCAUAAUAGACUGGUCGAGUUGCAGCAACUACCAUGGACUCAUCAUGAUGUAUUACGAGUAUUACAGAAUGGUCGUACGAGAGAACACAUGGAACAAGUUUCAAUGGAGACCAUUCCUAGACUUUCUUACUUACUUCAACGAGCCUUAGUCAGGAUCAGCCGUGAAACUCAACGAUUGGCUAAGCCUAUUGGUCUUUGUAGCAAACAUGAAGUCUACAGUGCAUUUAAGAUCGUUCUUUGUCCAGCUUUAGCAGAUUCUUGUACAAAGGCUUGUCUACGAGCAGCCGCUAUGUUUGCUGUGUCCGGCGAUCAGUUGAAGCAAUCGAAGGCAUCUCGGUCUGGACUGCAAUUACCUGUUGGUCGAUUUCUCCGUUGGAUGUCGGACGUUAGGCUUGGAAGAAUGGUGCACGAGUAUGCUGCAGUAUACCUAACGGCAGGCAUCGAAAAUCUCUUGGAAGAGAUUUUGUUGCAGUGUAUGCCGACAGAACCACACACGACUCUAACUGCUACGAUGUUAGAACACGUAAUAGCAAACAGUGGUGACUUGUGGGGUCUACUUCAACCUUAUGCUCAUCUUAAUGCUGGCCGUAUUGCAUCUGGUGCCCUUGCAAUGCCACGUUGGGCUAGCGUGAGCUCACUGAAUUCUUCAUCCUCUUCUAGAAGUGGUAAAGAAGCGAUAGGAUCCACGCUCGAGCCUUCCUUUCUAACAACUUGUGUUGGUUCAAUGUCUGAAUUGAUCGAGCUUAUAUCGAAGGUAGCUCAGUCUGGAAGAUGUCCAGUACCUUUAACAGCAAAAGCUUUGAAUGCUUUGUUCUAUUACAUGAGAUGUUCACAACUUGAACAUGGCGAGAGAGGUUCAGGAAUACAAGAGUUAGCUUACGAGAGAGCCUAUGUCGUUCUUCCACCUUUGAUCGAGUGGUUACGUAUAGCAGCAGCUCAUGCCGAGCAUCGACAUGCUCUUGCCGUCGAUCAGGAUGACAUUAAUCAAGCCGCAAGAUUGCUUUUACCUGGCGUCGACUGUCCGGUUAGACCGAUAUGUUCCGAGGAAAUCACAGUUUGCUCGAAACGUAUCGACGACUCCGAGUACGUUCGUCUCUUGACCACGGACAUGGCUUUCAAGAUGUUAACCAGUGGUCGAGAGGAGCUCAUAGCACAGGCGAUGCCAUUGUUACCAUCGACGAAAAUCAACACCGUCAACGAUAGUGGUUUUACCGCAUUGAUGUUGGCCUGUAUCAAUGGUGACGAGCAAUCUGUAGCAGCUUUGUUAGAUGCUGGAGCAGAUUUAAAUAUCGAGAGUCCACCUCCAAGUACUAGUCAAUCGUCUGGCAGCCCAUCGAAAGUAUCCAGUUCUACGAGUACAGCUAUCGUUAGAAGUCCUGUUAAUCAAUCGGUGAUAACAACACCAAGCAAAAAUGGUUCAACUCCGUCACCAGGCGGUACUCCUUGCGGUAACUCGAGUAACGCAUAUUACGUUCAAACUGGAUUCAAUGCUGAAACGCAACACUGGACUGCCCUGACCUAUACAGCUUUGCUAGGUCAUUGUAAUAUCGCUAGAAUGUUGCUGGAGAGAGGAGCAGCUGUAGAGGGUGGUGCAAAAGUCAGUGAAGAUAAGUGUACUGUUACCCCGUUACAAGCUGCUACUGCAUCAGGCAACAACGAGAUGGUUGCUUUGCUCUUAGCUCAUAGUGCACAACCGUUCUUGUCUACCUUGAUAAAAGACUCGUUUUCUUACACUGGUUCGGCUCAACGAGGUUGCUAUAGUGCAGUAUCGGUGGCAACGGCGCACGGUCAAAGAAAUUGUCUUCAUCAGUUACUAUCUCAUCCAUUGAACUUCUCAGCAAAACGUGGAGAAAAAGAAAUCUUAUCUUUGGAGGAGAUACUAGCGGAAGGUAAUGCUAAUACCAAUCCUCAGCAACAAACCGUAGAUGGUAAAAGUGGUCACAGAGAGGGUAAAGAACCAGUGUUUAACAAAUUACAAACGAAGGCACUUCAGGAAGCAAUGUAUCAUAGUGCUGAAAGCAAUCAUUUAGACAUUACUAUGGAACUUCGUGGACUAAAAGUAGGAUGGACGUUACAUUGUUGGAUGCACAGUCUUGCCACUGCUCAUGAAAUGAGAAUAGAUUCGGUCAUAGAUCAAUUGCUUCAAGAUUUUCUACAAGUUUGUCCUGAUGAUUACUCAACGCAAUUCGUACAAGAAUGUUUACCACUUUUGUUCAACAUAUUUCGUUAUAGCAAGAAGGAAGGAACAACGCUUCUACUUGCUGAUAUCUUUUGCACAUGUUUUGGUUGGGAACCAAUCAAACCAAUCAGAGAUACCACACUAUCAAGUGGCUCAAGAAUCGAUCCAAAAUUUGUUAACAAUCCUGAACUAAGUGACGUACAAUUUAGAGUCGAAGGCAGGGUCUUUUAUGGGCAUAAAAUCGUUCUGGUAACAUCAUCUCCAAGAUUUAGGAAUAUGUUAAGUUCAAAAUUAUGUGAGGGCAAUCCUCCUAUCGUACAAAUCAAUGACAUUAGAUAUCACAUCUUCCAAAUGGUCAUGGAAUUUCUUUAUCACGGGGGAUGCGCAACUUUGGAAGUUAAUCAGAGUGAUGUUUUAGAAUUAAUGGCAGCUGCUAAUUUCUUUCAACUUGAUGGUUUAUUAAGAUAUUGCGAGGCUCAAUGUUCAGCAAUGGUCGAUUUAGAUAAUAUUGUUUCUAUGUAUAUUCAUGCCAAGGUUUAUAAUGCGGCACAACUCUUAGAAUAUUGUCAAGGAUUUUUAUUGCAAAAUAUGGUUGCACUAUUAACUUAUGAUGACUCCGUUAAACGUUUAUUGUUUGCUAAAAAAUUACCAAAUCAUGAUGUUCUAGCAGGCCUUUUACUUACUCUGCAAGCAAGGAUAAAGGCAAGAAGAUCUCAACAACAAAAUAAGAUUAAAACGUAGAACGUUUUUAAUUCGCCAAGCAAAAUGCACAGGAAACUAACGUAAGUAGCAAUUAAAAGAAAAAAAAAAAAACAAAAAAAAAACAAAAAAAAAGGAAAAAAAUUAGAUUCAUUCAAAUAACUCUUAUAAACAUAUUGUAAUUACGAUAUCAUAUAUAUAAUUUUAAAUAUUAAUUACUUGAAAUGUAUAUUAUAUGUAUAUAUCACGUAAAAAAUAGAACAAUGCUUUCAAACAAACAGAUCGAACGAAGUUAAACUGCAUUUAUCGAUUAAGCAAUUAAAUUUUACAUUUAAAAAGUUGAAAUUGACAUUGAUUAUAUUUUUAAUUUAUUCUUUAACAAUAAUAUUUUGUUAACAAUCCAAGACGAAAGUUCCUGUAUUUGCGUCGCUACUUACUGUACGACAUUUAUAAUACAUUUUUCAUUAAUAUAUUUAUUUUCUAAAAAGAAAAGAUAUUAAACACUGAUUGCAAAUAUUAUUUAAUAGAAUGUUAUAAAAUAAUAAGAUUUACUCGAGAUAAAUAACAUAUUAUAUACUUGUAUAAAUGAUAUAAAUAUUAAGAUUCUUAUCUUAUGUUUGUUAAAGUAAAUACUUAUUGAAAAAUAAAAA